Solanum stenotomum is the source of this 3549-nucleotide messenger RNA. RefSeq lists its product as uncharacterized. The transcript is spliced from 9 exons. Gene Ontology annotation, molecular function: thiamine pyrophosphate binding; oxoglutarate dehydrogenase (succinyl-transferring) activity. The record is from RefSeq and is a predicted model, not a curated record. Gene Ontology annotation, biological process: tricarboxylic acid cycle. Bases 240 to 3299 code for a protein of 1019 amino acids. Gene Ontology annotation, cellular component: mitochondrion; oxoglutarate dehydrogenase complex. NCBI's taxonomy places the organism in Eukaryota, Viridiplantae, Streptophyta, Magnoliopsida, Solanales, Solanaceae.
UGACGGGUAGUGUAAAAAGGAAAAAUGGAAAACACACAAUUCAUUCUUCAGUAGCAGCCGCUCAAUGUUGAAUCUUCUCAUUUCUCCUUCAAUUUUUUUUCAUUCGCCAUGCUCGUUCUAGGGUUUCAGAACUUCUAAGGUGUUAUCCAUGUAUUAUGAUUGUUGUUGAGGUUUGGAUUAAGUGAAGAGAUUAUCAAAGCUUUCGAAGAGUUCAUCUAUUCAGAAUUUAAGUCACGGUAAUGGCGUGGUUUAGAGCUAGCUCAAGUGUGGCAAAGCUUGCUAUUAGAAGGGCUCUAUCACAGGGUGGUUCUUACAUCCCAAGAACUCGCAUACUUCCAUCACAAGGUCGAUAUUUUCAUACCACAGUUGUCAGGCCAAAGGCACAAGCUGCUCCUGUCCCAAGACCAGUGCCACUUUCCAAGUUGACUGACAGCUUCUUAGAUGGGACGAGCAGCGUCUACCUUGAGGAGCUCCAGCGAGCAUGGGAACAAGACCCAAACAGUGUUGAUGAGUCGUGGGAUAAUUUCUUCAGGAAUUUUGUUGGACAAGCUGCCACGUCUCCCGGGAUUUCAGGCCAGACGAUUCAAGAGAGUAUGCGUCUUCUGUUGCUCGUGAGAGCUUAUCAGGUUAAUGGUCAUAUGAAAGCAAAACUUGAUCCAUUAGAUUUGGAAGCGAGGGAAAUACCUGAUGAUUUGGAUCCAGCAUUAUAUGGGUUCACUGAAGCUGAUCUCGAUAGAGAGUUCUUCCUUGGUGUUUGGAAGAUGUCUGGAUUCUUGUCUGAGAAUCGUCCUGUGCAAACUUUGAAGGCAAUAUUAACACGACUUGAGCAGGCUUAUUGUGGAAGCAUUGGGUAUGAGUACAUGCAUAUUUCUGAUCGUGAUAAAUGCAAUUGGUUGAGAGAGCGGAUUGAAACCCCAACAUCUAUGGAGUACAAUCGUGAGCGACGGGAAGUUAUUCUUGACCGACUGAUGUGGAGUACUCAGUUUGAGAACUUCUUGGCUACCAAGUGGGCGGCAGCCAAGAGAUUUGGCCUUGAAGGUUGUGAAACCUUGAUUCCUGGCAUGAAGGAGAUGUUUGACAGGGCAGCAGAUCUUGGAGUUGAGAGCAUAGUUAUUGGGAUGCCACAUAGAGGAAGAUUAAAUGUUUUGGGUAACGUUGUUCGAAAGCCACUAAAGCAGAUCUUCAGCGAGUUUAGCGGUGGUAUAAAACCUGGGGAUGAUGCUGGUUAUGUCGGAACUGGUGAUGUCAAGUAUCACUUGGGAACUUCUUAUGAUCGGCCUACUAGGGGUGGGAAAAGAAUUCAUCUAUCUUUGGUUGCAAAUCCAAGUCACUUGGAAGCUGUGGAUCCAGUUGUUAUUGGAAAAACUAGAGCAAAGCAAUAUUAUACGAAUGACGAGAAUAGAACAAAGAGCAUGGGUAUUUUGCUCCAUGGUGAUGGUAGCUUUGCAGGCCAAGGUGUUGUCUAUGAGACAUUGCAUCUGAGUGCUCUUCCGAAUUACACAACCGGAGGGACCAUUCACAUUGUGGUGAAUAAUCAAGUGGCGUUCACUACUGAUCCAACGGCUGGAAGAUCAUCUCAGUACUGUACUGACGUUGCAAAGGCUUUGGAUAUUCCAAUUUUCCAUGUCAAUGGUGAUGAUGUUGAGGCUGUUGCUCAUGUGUGUGAACUUGCUGCAGAAUGGCGCCAGAAAUUCCAUGCUGAUGUUGUGGUUGAUAUUGUCUGUUAUCGUCGAUUUGGACACAAUGAAAUUGAUGAACCAUCCUUCACCCAGCCUAAAAUGUACAAGAUCAUCAGAAAUCAUCCUUCUUCAUUGGAGAUCUAUCAAAACAAACUCCUAAAUUCCGGUCAGGUGGCAAAAGAUGAUGUGGAAAAGAUACAUAAUAAGAUCAAUAGAAUCCUUAAUGAAGAGUUCAUUGCUAGUAAAGACUAUGUGCCUCAAAAAAGAGACUGGCUUUCUGCUUUUUGGUCUGGUUUUAAGUCUCCUUCACAGCUUUCACGUGUUCGAAACACCGGUGUCAAACCUGAGAUUUUGACGAAUGUCGGGAAAGCAAUCACUACGUUUCCAGAUGGUUUUAAGCCUCACAGAGCAUUAAAAAGGGUUUUUGAUGACCGUCGAAAGAUGAUUGAGACAGGGGAGGGUGUCGACUGGGCUGUUGGAGAAGCACUUGCUUUUGCAACAUUGCUUGUGGAAGGUAAUCAUGUUAGGUUGAGUGGUCAGGAUGUUGAGAGAGGUACUUUCAGUCACAGACAUUCUGUUAUUCAUGAUCAGGAGACAGGGGCACAGUACUGUCCUCUUGAUCAUGUUAUGAUGAACCAAAAUGAAGAGAUGUUCACUGUGAGCAACAGCUCCCUUUCAGAGUUUGGUGUUUUGGGAUUUGAAUUGGGUUAUUCAAUGGAAAAUCCAAAUUCGUUGGUAAUUUGGGAAGCUCAAUUUGGUGAUUUUGCUAAUGGAGCUCAAGUAAUAUUUGACCAGUUUGUGAGCAGUGGAGAAGCGAAAUGGUUGCGCCAGACUGGAUUGGUUGUGCUUUUGCCACAUGGUUAUGAUGGUCAGGGCCCUGAGCAUUCAAGUGGACGUUUGGAACGUUUCCUCCAGAUGAGUGAUGACAACCCAUUUGUUAUCCCGGAGAUGGAACCUACACUACGGAAGCAGAUUCAGGAAUGUAAUUGGCAGGUGGUGAAUGUAACAACUCCAGCAAAUUAUUUCCAUGUUUUGCGGCGUCAAAUUCACAGAGAUUUCCGUAAGCCUCUCAUUGUGAUGGCCCCAAAGAACUUGCUUCGUCACAAGAGCUGCAAGUCAAAUCUAUCCGAGUUCGACGAUGUCCAAGGUCAUCCAGGUUUUGACAAACAAGGUACCAGGUUCAAGCGUCUGAUAAAAGAUCAGAAGGAGCACUCGGAUCUUGAAGAGGGUAUCAGACGGCUGGUCCUUUGCUCAGGAAAGGUCUAUUAUGAGCUUGACGAAGAAAGAGCUAAAGCUGAUGGGAAAGACAUUGCUAUCUGUCGGGUGGAACAACUUUGUCCUUUCCCAUAUGACCUUAUCCAGCGUGAAUUGAAGCGAUAUCCAAAUGCAGAGAUAGUUUGGUGCCAAGAAGAGCCAAUGAACAUGGGCGCAUUCAAUUACAUUGCACCACGCCUUUCUACUGCCAUGAAAUCACUAGGCAGAGGUAACAUGGAUGAUAUCAAGUAUGUUGGUCGUGCUCCUUCUGCUGCCACAGCCACUGGUUUCUUCCAGGUUCACGUGAAAGAACAGACCGAGCUUGUCCAGAAAGCGCUGCAACAGGAUCCAAUUAAUCAAUUCUGAAGCUUGAACCGUUGAUGUACCCAUAGCACUGGCCUCCAAAAAUGACGCGACGAUAGAAAUGUUAAGCUAUUCUCUGUGCCUGGUAUAGCCAGUGUGAGUUUUAAUUUGCUUUUUGGAAAAAUAAGGCCUUUUUGUUUGUGCUAGUUUUCAGUCAGUUACACAGUUUAAACUGAUGCUUUCAUACGUAUACAUAUUUCAGUUGGUUACAAUUUUGAUCAACAAUACAACUCACUCAGACUUAUCCUUGUUA